AUGCGAAACACAUACUCAAGACGUAGAACGGGUCCGAGCAGCCGGACCCAUGACCGUUCCGACAGAGUACACAUGACAGAUAGAAUGGAGCAGCUAAGCGUAAAAGGGGGCAAAUCGAUGCAACCGGGUGUGGAUGAUAAGGUGAUAGGAUGGUUGGUGGCCGACAAGAGGAACCCGCCUGACGGUUUCCAAAACAAUGACAUAAACAAUAAUUAUCAGAGGCAGAGGAUUGUCAUAACCGGGACAAAGAACCAACGGAGCACUGGGCCCCAGACAUGCGGCAAAGGUGUCUGUGAGAAAAGAGACCCACCGCCUAUCAAGCAAGAUAGCUUGUCACAGUCAUCACAGUCAGGCUUCAAGAAUCUGAUGCCUCCUGACUGGUUGAGAUAA
Molecule: messenger RNA, 390 nt
Organism: Protopolystoma xenopodis
Lineage: Eukaryota; Metazoa; Platyhelminthes; Monogenea; Polystomatidea; Polystomatidae
Source: the annotation of a GenBank genome assembly